GAAGAAAGCUGUUUGGCCUUCAUUGAUUGUUGAUUGUCUGAAACUGCCGAUCAACUGCAAAAUGGUUGAAAGACUGAUUAGUCUUAAAUAUCUCAAUCCUCAUAUAACAUGUAACAUAUGUAAAGGUUAUCUUAUUGAUGCUACAACGGUAACUGAAUGCCUUCACACAUUUUGUAAAAGUUGUCUUGUAAAGCAUUUGGAAGAACGCAAUACCUGUCCAUCAUGUCAUCUCAUCAUUCACCAGAGUCAUCCAUUAAAUUACAUCGCUUACGAUCGGACAAUGCAGGAUAUUGUAUACAAAUUAGUGCCCAACCUACAGUUGAAUGAACAGAAAAGAGAACGCGAAUUUUACCGGAAAAGAGGCCUACCUUACCCUAAAGCAAAUUCAAAUUCGUAUUCUAAUAGCAAUGAUAAAGACGUUUACAAGUACCAAAAUGAAUCUAAUACAAAUGAAGAGAAUAGUGACUAUCACCGAUCAGAUGAACAAGUUAACAUACUUCUGGAAAGUCAAAGUGGUUGCAAUCUUAAGCAGAUGAAACGUAAAUAUAUUAGAUGCUCAUCUCACGCUACUGUCACGCAUCUCAAAAAGUUUGUAGCUAAAAAGCUUUUCAAUAAUUUCGAAAAAUAUAAGGAGAUUGAUAUACUUUGUAAUGAUGAGCUACUAGGUAAAGAUCACACACUUAAAUUUGUAUGGGUUACAAGAUGGAGAUACAAGGAUCCACCACUCAGAUUGAGCUACAGGCCCAAGAUAGACUUCUGAUUUUCUUCUCGUCCAAUCGCUGCAUCUUGGCAAUGAAAUUGUGAUUAUAGUAUUUAUUAAGUCUCUGAAUAUGAGCAAUAACACCAGAUUACAGUCAACUGGAAUCAAGUCAUUUUUGUUUCAUGAACUACUUCAGGAUCCCCGGGACUAUCUUUUCUCCAGUUGUCAUUUUUUUGCUGAAAAGUUUCCGUAAAAGAUCGAUUUGUCGCGGAUACAUUUUUCCCUUUUGUGAAUGUUUGUUGGAUCUGACCAUUUGCCACUUAAAAAGACCUUGGAAAUCAAAUCAAUUACUUUUCAGGCGAUGAAAUUACACCAAAUAGUUUUUCUUUAUAUUUUCGCUAACGAGAUUACAAUCACCUAUCAAGAUCUAUCUAUUUCGAGUUUCACUUGUUGAUCAGGGAGACUCAUUAUAUCCAUUGAUUUAAAACAACUGAAUGAAAGCUAUCUAGUAUUUAUUAAAUUUACAUGGUGAUUUGAUUGUCUAAAAAACACUUGUGCAUCUUUGUGUAAAAAUUUAAGAUACUCCGAUCCUCCAAUCUAAACCUCUGUAGGUUGUUUGCAUUGUUUGCACUAAUUUGCAUAAAUUCCAAUUAAUUUCUUUCUCAAAA
Messenger RNA from Tetranychus urticae (two-spotted spider mite), 1368 nucleotides. RefSeq names its product polycomb group ring finger 3-like lethal (3) 73Ah (gene l(3)73Ah). Lineage: Eukaryota; Metazoa; Arthropoda; Arachnida; Trombidiformes; Tetranychidae. The record is from RefSeq and is a predicted model, not a curated record.